Acanthosepion pharaonis is the source of this 3792-nucleotide messenger RNA. Lineage: Eukaryota; Metazoa; Mollusca; Cephalopoda; Sepiida; Sepiidae. The record is from the annotation of a GenBank genome assembly.
AUGUCGUUAAGGGUACGGAUUGACUUCCCACAGAAAACUGUAUUUGUGCUUGGAAUUGUUCUUUCAAUAUUUGGCAUUGCAAGCAUCAUUGUUGCUGUCGUAGCCUUCAGUGAGAAAAUAUGGGGACAUUAUCUGGGCACAGGAUUAUGGUGCGGUAUAUCAAUGUUUUUGACGGGCCUUAGCGGCGUGGUUGCUGGGCAGUUGCGAAGGCCCUAUAUUAUCAAAACCUAUUUGAUUAUGUCCGUCAUCUCAGCCUGUUUGUCAGCAGUAAUGUUGGUUUUAUCAGCUGGUGGCUUGGAUUAUGACAGUAAUUUCUACAAGCACAGCUUCUCAUAUAAGAAGUACCCUAAAGAGUCAACAACUAUCAUCCAUGUUUUUUCCCUCUGUUUAGCCAUUUUUGGUUUUGGCGUAUCUUUGGCAUCUGUUGGUGUCUGCAUCAAAUAUCUUUUCUUUGAAAAAGCCAACAGUAAUUCUUCACACCAGAACUCCCGAGAAAUCCACAACUUGAUGUGCACCAGCAAUGGAGGACGUCUUCGAGAUCUUCCAGGAUUGCGUACUCCUCUUCGAGAGCGUAGCUUUACAAGGUCAACAUCUCCCCGAGAAUCCACGUCUAGCCGUAUUCCAUUGCGGGAGAGUGAGACUGUUGCAGCAUCAACUUCACACACAACCCGUUUUCACUCUCCUCGCCAUGGUCCGUCUAGUAGUCAUGGCAACCAGUCUACCAAUACAUCCUCCUCAGAGACAUCUCGGUUCUUACCUUUGGAGCAAUCUGGCUCAAGACGUGAUCAGCAUUGUCAGGAUUCCCGACGUGAGCAUGUCGACCUUGCACGGCGUAUGGCAGAUCGUGACAUGGGAACACCUUCUUCUGUUCGGAGUGAUUACUCCCAAGGAUCAUAUGUAGCAGCUGUAGAAAUGAUGCCAGCUGCUUCAUCAGAUUUUCCUCCACAGUAUGAUGAUCUGACUCCCAAUAUAUUUGGAGAAGACGAGCUCCCACCUUAUGAGGAAGUGAUUCGGGAGCUCACCGACAGCAGUGAUGGUGAGACAGCCAGCGAUGUUGAUCUGCAUCAGGAGCGCUAUGUUAAUUGCCCUGUAGCUUCUGAUCCACCCCAAGCAUCUGCCGAUGUACCACCAAAAUUGGCUGUCGUUGCCGCGGCUGCUUUGUGCAAAGAUGACACCCAGUCUCACAGACCCAUGUCUUUUGUGCAGAGCAGUUCAGCUCCCCCAUUUCCAACUUCCAUCAUAGAUAAGCGUAAAAGCGAACCUCAAAUGUCCAAAAAUGUCUGCAAACCCUCACCUACAGAUAAAACAACAGCAGCAAAUGGCCUGAAGACAUCUGAGAGCCAUGCAGGAAAUCUUCUAACAUAUGCUGCUGUAGCAGAAGCUACAACAAGUGGUAGUAAUAAGUUACCAAAAACAGUUGCUGAAUUAUCUGUUGGUCAUAAUCCGCAGGGUGUAACUUACCAUGACUUUUCUGGAACAAACCUUAAAUGUUGUAAUCACUGUUCCUCCCAUGCAUCAGAAGAAAAUACAGUGACAGGGGCUCAAAAGUCUAAAAAUCAACACAAAUCUACAAAUUGUGAGGGGAUCAAAAGUGAUCGGGAGUAUAUCAUUCUUCAGGAUUCGUAUGAAAACUGUUCCCAAGGAGCGGGCAAGGAUUCCUCUAAUGCAGACCUUCCCCCAAUUGGUUCUCAUUUCUCGGUACAUUCUUCCAAGAUGUCGUCUCCCACCAAAGGUUCAUUGCUCCCUCCAUCUCCACAUCACGGAGACCAACACAGUCGUUCACAAAAUAAAAGAAGUCAUCCAGCAUCACUGUUGGCUAAGUGUGAGCCUGCAAAAGUCUCAAGUAACAGUACAGCCACUGAGAGCACGGAUAAUCCACGUGGCCGAUCAAGUUCACAUUCAGAACGCAGUGGUGUCAAACUGGUGCCACUACCAAAAGAUGUUCUCUCAUCAGGGGGUCGAUCAAAGCCAACAUCAUAUUACAAUCGAAACAAGAGGGAACUUAUCCUCCCUGCUAAGGAGUUUGAUCCCCUACCUGCAAGCAUGAAGGUUGCAGAAAAAUUAUCUCUGAUGGGAAGCCCAGAAAAACACCGAACUAACAGUGAGCUUGUCCACUCACGCAGUAAACAACUUGAUUGUUCCCAACACAAAUCUGACAGCAAGCAUCAAAAGUCGAAAGAAGACAAAAAUAAAGAUGCACUGUUGGUGUGUCGGCCAAAAGCAAGGAUUGAUAGUACCAAAAGUGGAAUGGUAAGAUACAGCUCUGACCGAUCACAACGAAAAUUCAGCACAUCUCAAGCUGAGAGAAUGCAUCAGUUUCGUUGGUCGGAUAGCAAAAAACGCAUCCCUCUUCCUCAAAAGUUGCCCUCCACCGUUCGUGACUGGGAUGCCAGUGACCAUUCUCAGCAGCAGCAGCAGCAGCAACAACAACAACAGAAAAUUGUUGCCGAGUUUUCCCCUGCAUCUAUUUUCCAGUGUCCUCCAAAUUCACAGUCAACAAAUCUGUUGCGCAGCCAUGAUAUCAAAAAGGUAUCACCCUCACUGGGACGCAAAGGGAUAAGUUCUAAUCAUCUCCCUUCCAGUAAGAGCAUGAAUCCAAGAGAUGAAAUUCAUGUGGCACCGGAAGAUAUCCUCAACAUCCGAAGUAAGCCAGAUCGUGAUGGAUCAGCAUUUGUUGUUCCUGGUAAUGUCUCCCCAGAAGUCCGCUACGUUCCAAGGUUAUUCCACAAGUCUCCGCAGAAGAGCUGCAGUAGCUCACAAGAACCUCCACGCUUAGCCACUGUGGUAACAACAGUGCCAACCACAUUGGCUAACUUCUCUUCAACAAGCACCUCCACCAUCACCAGCAGCUUAAAUUCUGCAGACAGUGAGGAAGAUGAUCAUGAUGAUAGCGAACCUCUUUAUAGUAAUGACCCACCACAUCGUGAAACUCCUUCAGCCCCACCCCAGAUGACUGCUUCAAGUUCAGACUCUUCUGAUCUGAAAGAACCAUCUGAGGAAACUACUCUCCCUCUGAAAAUGGAAGAUGAUUAUGCUACAGCUACUUCGAGAAAGAUUCUUCCAGCCGAACAGGCAUACAUGAACAUUUCUGAAGCUCACACUGUGAUUGUUCCAAUGGCACGUAUCUCUCCGUUGACUGUAAAUAAAUCCACUGAUGAAAUCCAAACAGCCAUGGCUAAUCUUCCCUCUUCUCCUCUUGCAACAAACUGCAGAAUUUCACUGGACGAUAGCCUUCUUCUCAGAACCAAGAAACUGACAACAGCGGCUACUGUUCAUAAGAGGCGGUCUGACAACGUCUGUACUACCAAAUUGUUGAAGUGUUAUCCAUCAUCAGACAUUGAUUUAGCCAAAGUCAAAGGCUCACGGUCAACACCAUCAUUGUCAUCCAAUGCCACUGCACUUUCCUCACCUCCCUUACUUUCAGUAUGGCGGCAUUCUGAACAAAUUGUAAAUACAGUUCAUCAGCUGCCAGACUCUCAGGAACAGGUGGCCUGUAAACCAGUUGAGUCUAGUGUUGAGAUUUCAGGUGCUGAAGCAAAAGCUGCUACACAACCAAGACAAGAUGGCACUGAAGAAACAGAACCAACAGUGUCAACAUCUGUGUCGGACAAUAAUACAAGUCAGCAGUCAGACAGUUCUGGAACUGCUGAUGCUGCUUCAGCUUCUGUUGUUGCCAAUGGCAAUAAUGGAAUCGGUGAUGCUCCUGCAGGGGCAGAACAGGAAGGAGCUGCAGUAGUAAAUGUUCGGGAUGUUGCUGCAGAGGCAAAACCUAUGUACAGCUUACUUUUGUAA